UUCUGAACAGUAUUAUAGUAAUUGCUAAUUAGGUAUACUAAUAAUUAUAAGAACCUGGAUUAUACGUCAUAUAUAAAUAUAUAUAUAUAUACGUGUAUGUGUAUAUAUAUUGAGCUAUGUAAUAGAUAGAUCGAUGAAGAGAAAAUAGACCAAUAGAUAGAAGAGAGCAAAAGAUCAGAGUUGGGAAAAGAUGGGAAGAGGGAAAGUUGUAUUAGAAAGAAUCGAGAACAAGAUCAACCGGCAAGUGAGCUUCUCAAAGCGUAGGAAUGGUUUGCUCAAGAAAGCUUAUGAGCUUCAUGUGUUGUGUGAUGCUGAAGUUGGUCUCAUCAUUUUCUCAAGUCGUGGAAAGCUCUAUGAGUUUGGCAGUUCAGACCUGAAUACAAUUGUGGAGCGGUACAGGCAAUGUACUUACGCCUCACAAAACAACAAUAUUGAAGGAGAGGAACCACAGAACCUAAUACUGGAAAUCCCAAAAUUGAAGGCCAAGUAUGAGUCUCUUCAGCGUACAGAAAGGCAUUUUCAUGGAGAGAAUCUUGAAGAGCUUGGUCUUAAAGAAUUACAAAAUCUUGAGAAACGCCUUGAUAGGACUCUCUCACAGGCUAGACAACGUAAGUGGCAAAUGUUGUUAGACCGACUUGAAGAACUCCGCAAAAAUGACCGAAGUCUUAGAGAGAUGAAUGAACAGCUGAAGUCCAAGCUUGAAGAAGGAAGAAAUACGGGUCGGUCUACUAAAAAUCCAGGGAAUAAUAUCGAUCCUCACACAGCAGCCGAUUAUAACAACCCCUUUCAUCCGGACUCCAUACAACCCAAUCACAUGAUAUCACAACCUGAUAUAGACGACAAAGGGCCGUAUCCUAGAUUUACUCCCCAACUAACAACUGAUCGCGAAGGAAUGUUUAUAUAUAGGGGUUGGGAGUGACCCCGUGGAACCAGGAUUGGUUGAUCAUCUCCAGAUAUAAAUAUAUAUAUACAUAUAUUUGGAUUUUGGAUCCAUAUGUAUGUAAAUAAAUGCAAGUGCAAGACAUAUAUAAUAGCUAGAUUUUAAAUUUAUGUUGUAGUGUGAGUUUGCAGUAAUAUUAAUAAAAUUAUUCGAACUAUUGGAUGGGA
Molecule: messenger RNA, 1107 nt
Organism: Humulus lupulus (European hop)
Lineage: Eukaryota; Viridiplantae; Streptophyta; Magnoliopsida; Rosales; Cannabaceae
Product: agamous-like MADS-box protein MADS3
Exons: 8
Coding region: 191-919 (242 amino acids)
Biological process (GO): positive regulation of transcription by RNA polymerase II
Cellular component (GO): nucleus
Molecular function (GO): RNA polymerase II cis-regulatory region sequence-specific DNA binding; protein dimerization activity; DNA-binding transcription factor activity, RNA polymerase II-specific
Source: RefSeq, a predicted model, not a curated record